Macrosteles quadrilineatus (aster leafhopper) is the source of this 1026-nucleotide messenger RNA. RefSeq lists its product as uncharacterized. The record is from RefSeq and is a predicted model, not a curated record. NCBI's taxonomy places the organism in Eukaryota, Metazoa, Arthropoda, Insecta, Hemiptera, Cicadellidae. Bases 1 to 1026 code for a protein of 341 amino acids. The transcript is spliced from 4 exons.
AUGCAUUUCAACACUAAGCCCCCCCAGGACCUCAGCGCCCCCAGGACCUCAGUACCCCCUGGACCUCAGCGCCCCCUGGACCUCAGCCCCUCUGGACCUCAGUACCCCCUGGACCUCAGCGCCCCCUGGACCUCAGCCCCUCUGGACCUCAGCGCCCCCAGGACCUCAGCUCCCCCUGGACCUCAGCGCCCCCAGGAUCUCAGCUCCCCCAGGACCUCAGCUCCCCUAGGACCUCAGCUCCCCCAAGACCUCAGCUCCCCCUGGACCUCAGCGCCCCCAGGACCUCAGCUCCCCCUGGACCUCAGCUCCCCCAGGACCUCAGCUCCCCUAGGACCUCAGCUCCCCCAAGACCUCAGCUCCCCUUGGACCUCAGCGCCCCCAGGACCUCAGCUCCCCCUGGACCUCAGCGCCCCCAGGACCUCAGCUCCCCCAGGACCUCAGCGCCCCCUGGACCUCAGCGCCCCCAGGACCUCAGCGCCCCCCGCACUGCAGAGAUUGCAGGGGGAGCAGCGACGUCAACAAGAGAGAGGUCCUGAGAGAGAGCCCCAGCCCGGCUCUCAACACCUCAGCGCCCCCAGGACCUCAGCUCCCCCUGGACCUCAGCUCCCCCUGGACCUCAGCGUCCCCAGGACCUCAGCUCCCCUAGGACCUCAGCUCCCCCAGGACCUCAGCUCCCCCAGGACCUCAGCUCCCCCAGGACCUCAGCUCCCCCAGGACCUCAGCUCCCCUAGGACCUCAGCUCCCCCAGGACCUCAGCUCCCCCUGGACCUCAGCGUCCCCAGGACCUCAGCUCCCCUAGGACCUCAGCUCCCCCAGGACCUCAGCUCCCCCAGGACCUCAGCUCCCCCAGGACCUCAGCUCCCCCUGGACCUCAGCGCCACCAGGACCUCAGCGCCCCCAGGACCUCAGCUCUCCCUGGACCUCAGCGCCCCCAGGACCUCAGCUCCCCCACGACCUCAGCGCCUGACACUAACGUCCAUUACCUGGCCACAGGGAGCAGCGACGUCAACGAGAGAGAGGUCCUGA